AUGGCAGGCCUUCCGGCAUCACCUGUUCUGGCAAAUUUAGGCGUCGAUGGCUGUCCCGGCAUAAGCAGGCCUGCAACAGCUGUGGUCACACUUGCCGAUGUUGCUGCCGAAAACCGCCGCAAGCGCAAACUGCAAAGGUUGGAAGCACAUGUAACAGACGCGGAGAUUGCUGAUGCCGCUAUUCGAGAAUGGACUGCUGUGAGUCAGCUUGCUGCGCCAGCUGCUCCAGCUGCUUUAGGUGGGGCAGCCCCGGCCUGGUUCGCACCUGCUUUGGCGGCUGCUUUGGCACCCAUAGCAGCACAGCAAAACACUAUGGCGGCACAGCAAAACACUAUGGCGGCACAGCUGGCCAAUUCACGGCGCAGCCUCAGAAAUGCUGCAGCAUUGCGUCGAGAUGCUGAGAGCGGAGGCUCACAGCCGCUCGAGAUGUUGUGCAAGGAGCUGCCUGGAUUCGGCGCGCUACCGGCAAUGGCAAUGGCACCUGCAGGUGUAGCCGCAGCCCUAACUGCAGCCCCGCCAGCUCCUGGACCAGCCAUCUUCCCACCAGCCGCGCUGACCCAGCCUACAACGACGAGAAGCAAAUUGACAGAUUUUCAGAUCCGUUGCUUGCAGUGCUGGUACAACGACAGCUUCGGCAUUGUAGCAGCUGAUGUUGUUGCCAUCCGGAACGACAAAUUGGUGAACUUCUUGGCUGGACGCUGA
Molecule: messenger RNA, 702 nt
Organism: Symbiodinium sp. CCMP2592
Lineage: Eukaryota; Dinophyceae; Suessiales; Symbiodiniaceae
Source: the annotation of a GenBank genome assembly